This is a messenger RNA of Penicillium maclennaniae, 1596 nucleotides long. RefSeq lists its product as uncharacterized. Gene Ontology annotation, molecular function: transmembrane transporter activity. The coding region runs from base 1 to 1596 and encodes 531 amino acids. NCBI's taxonomy places the organism in Eukaryota, Fungi, Ascomycota, Eurotiomycetes, Eurotiales, Aspergillaceae. The transcript is spliced from 2 exons. The record is from RefSeq and is a predicted model, not a curated record. Gene Ontology annotation, biological process: transmembrane transport.
AUGGACGACCAACAUCUCAAUGGUACGGAACGGAUCUUUCCCGCUGCCAGCGGGGAGGUCACUCUCAUUCCAACUCCCACAUCGUCCAAAAAUGACCCACUGAAUUGGAGCCCAUGGAGACGGUAUUGGCACGCUUUUUUGGUGCUGGUCAUCGUCGCCUUCACCGCGGCGACCUCGAACGAUGCUGGUACCGCCGGGAAUGGCAUGAACGAGGAGCUAGGCAUUUCCUGGGAUGCGAUCAACAUUGCCGCCGGUGUCUUGUUCAUUGGCAUCGGGUACUGCACUCUGCUGCUGAGCCCCGCACCAUUCCUGUACGGUCGUCGCAUUUCUUACCUGCUGUGCCUACUGUUUUCCCUUGGCGGAUCUAUCUGGCUCGCCAAUGUGCAGACCACCCAGGACAAUAUCUGGAAUCAACUUUUUGUGGGCGCGUCCGAGUCAUGCGCCGAGGCCCUCGCCCAGCUCUCGCUGUCGGACCUCUUUUUCCAGCACAGACGCGGCCUUGUGCUUGGUCUCUAUGUGCUUGCGACUAGUAUCGGUACCUUCACUGGACCACUGGUCGCGGGUUUCAUCGUCGACAGCCCUAUUUUGGGAUGGCGGUGGGUCGGAUGGCUGGGCGCAAUCAUUUCAGCGGCCUUAUUCAUCACCGUGUUUUUCACACUGGAAGAGACUGCCUUUGAUCGCCAUACCAUUCAAGGUCUUGAAAUGCCUCGACAAAAAUCAGCUCCACCCGUAUCAAACAUCUCGCUGGACGAGAAAGACAAAGACGUGACGAAAGUGAGAACCACGUCUCGUGGUAAUAGUGUCGACGAAGAGAAUCCCGAUCAGCAAAGUGCAAAGACCUAUUUCCAGAGCAUCGCUCUAAUCACUCCUUCCUCGCGCCUGGUUGGCACGGGCUUCAAGCAAUACUACUAUCGCCUGUGGCACACCCUUUCGUCUGUCCUCUAUUCCGGCCUUCAGUGGGGAGCGCAGGAUGCAUGGCUCACAUUCUACCUCACUGUCGAGGAAGAUAAUUACUACGAAGCGCCGUGGAACUACACAGAUGCCGCCGUGGGUAUCAUGAACGUCCCCACUCUCAUCGGCGCCUGCAUCGGCUGUAUCUACGGUGGUUGGUUCUCUGAUCUAUUCGUCGCGUGGAUGGCCAAGCGGAACGGUGGAAUCUUCGAAGCAGAACAGCGUCUCUGGCUCAUGUUCCCUGUCGCCCUCAUUGGCCCCGCCGGACUGAUGCUCUUCGGCAUCGGUUCUGAUCUCGGCUGGGACUGGCACAAGACCUACGUUGGACUCGGCUUCAUUGGCUUCGGUUGGGGCUGUGCUGGCGAUCUCAGCAUGGCGUAUCUCAUGGAUGCAUAUCCCGAGAUGGUUCUCGAAGGUAUGGUCGGUGUCUCUGUUAUCAAUAACACCAUUGGCUGCGUCUUUACCUUCUCAGCCCAAUACUGGCUGGAUGCACAAACAUUGUCUCAGGUUUACAUUGCUAUCGGUGUUUUAAGCUUUGCCUUCUUGAUGACCACUGCCCCAAUGAUCUAUUGGGGCAAAGCUUGUCGCAAGAUGACCCGCAAGCGCUACGAGAACUUCCUUCAGAUACGUGAUGGACACCUCUAG